This is a messenger RNA of Notolabrus celidotus (New Zealand spotty), 2629 nucleotides long. RefSeq lists its product as uncharacterized. The transcript has 4 exons. The record is from RefSeq and is a predicted model, not a curated record. Lineage: Eukaryota; Metazoa; Chordata; Actinopteri; Labriformes; Labridae. The coding region runs from base 469 to 996 and encodes 175 amino acids.
AAAAACAACUUUUUUGUAUGGGGGUAGUAAUUGCAAAAAUACUAGAAGCAAAAACAUUAGCUGCAUCCCAUUUCCGGUCCCCUGUCUUUUUAAUAAGGAAAUACAAUAUAAUAACAUCAGUGAUGACAUCAUGAGGAUGGCAUGUCUGGUCAGUAACAUUCUUACUUGAUAACUGGGAGAAAACUAAAUCCUUUCUCUGGAAAAACUUGGCAGGUCCUGGGUGUGUGUCAUGGGAAGAGAGAGCAGCUGGUCUUUUUCGUAUAACAGUUGAUGUGAAAGAGCUCGUGUGUAUAAGUGAGGACAUUCAGAGCAUUAAUAUCCUCAAAGUCAGCCCUACUGCUGCUGGAGAGCAAAGCUGCGCCGCAUACCAGCAUACAGGCGCAGCUCCACCCCGGGACAGCGACCAAACAUUGGGGGUGCUAACGUGGUGUGAAGGUUAUUGAUCUGAUCGAACAGAAAUCAGUCGCCAUGGAGCUUCACCUGUUCGCCACGGCCUGUCUCAUCUUUUGCAGGAUAAUGAUGACGCAUCAAACUCAACACAUGAACCCAGUGUCUACGUUUCUGUUUGCUCCACGAGGGCCUCAGAUGUUUCCAUGUCUCACAUACCUGGAGAGAAACGUCAGGGUGGACUGUGAGUUUCCAGAAACCUAUCAGGUCCCCGGGCCCUACUGUGAGUACCGACAGGACAGCCGGCUGGUCGGCAGCACCUACCCUAACGCAGUCAUCUAUGUGACCACGGAAGACCGAAGGAGGAGCAACGUUAGCCUGGUCAGCCCAAACCUGUGCCGCCUCACCUGGGCCCCCCUGGCUGAUGAGAGGCCUUUCACCUACACCUGCAGGGUUUACCAGGGAAACUCCUGGAAGGAGAACAGCAUGGCUGUCCAUCACAGGAUUCUUCCAAUCUGCUCUGCAAUCAGUGUUAUGUUCAAGUCAGCGCCUUGGCUUUUGUCACUGGUAAUGUCACUUCCUUUUGCUGUGGGCCUUCUGAGUCCAUGACCUUUUACUUGCAAACUGUGAGAAAUCAAUGGACCUUUCUUACAUGGUUUGUGACUCAUUCUUUUUGAUGGGUAGCUGUUGGCGCUGAUGAUUUUAAUUUCUGUAAUUUUUGUUUUAGACAGAGAAUAGAAGCCAUGAAAGCCCCUCAAUAUAAAACACAACAUCAAUCAACCUCUCAUUGAAAUUUGUACUAUUCUUUAAAAACAAACUAUAUUGAGAUAGACCUCAUUCUCAACACUUUACCUUGAAAGACAUUUCAAAGACGAAUAGAAAAUUGAUCAGCUGUCCUUGUAAAUAAGAUUAACAGAGACCUAUAUGUAUUAAAAAAAAAUUAUUUAGAAAAUUGAUUUUUUGUUUAGAUUUUUGUUUUUUAAGAUAAAAAGGAGCUUCCUAUAGAUUUAUAUUGCUUCUUUAAAUUAUAUUGCAAAACAUGUACACACAAAUGUUUGAUUAUGUAUGUGCACUAAAAUUUCAAAAGGGUAUCUUUCCUGGAGAAUUCAAGAAUAGAGAGACCUUUGUUCAUUUGAUUUAUUUUGCAAUUCAUUAAAGAAUGUAACUGUUGCAGCUCUUUAUGUUUCAGUUCAUCCCCUGAAUUUAACUUCUUUAUAAGUCUCUGAAUUGCGCUCAACUAUAGAUAAAAUAUGUAAUCUAAAUAGGUAUCCAGGUGGCUGACAUGGGUAUUAAGUAAUAGCAAUGGAUAACUGCUAAAACACUGCCUUUUCUGCUAUUAAUGCUAAUAUCCAAUACCUUCAGUACCUUUGAAAAGAAUGAAGAAGUCUGUACACUGGAGUCUGGACCCCUGUGUGAGGUUUACAGCACACACAUAGACUUUUUUUUUUUUUUUACUCACGCACAGUGCAAUAUCAGAUUUCUCAUUUCGACAGCAAUAAGACCAAAUGUUGAGAUGUUCGGGGGAGGGUUUCUUUAGAAAAACACAUUAAUAUCUGUACACUGUGUCUCACUCAGUGCUUCCAUGCUUAUCUGCUUACAGCCUAAAAACACAUGUAGAUGUUUGUCUCUAAUGCAAGUUUGCAAAGUGUGGGCAAGGCAAGGUUGUAAAUCUCGAGUCAUGUAGUAAGGGUAAAGCUGUUAUUGAAUAAGUAACAUUUAUUAUGCAGUUCAGGUUAUACCUGAUGGACAGACAAGGCCAGGAUCGAGUAUACGAUGAGGAUAGGAGGUGGUGAGAGUUUAAUGUUUUGCACAGUAAAUACUCAAGCUUGUAAUCCUGGUGCGUAAUAUAGAUAUUGCUCUUGUGCAAGUAAGCAUGUGUAAGUAUACACUAAAAUGAAUGAGUUUUAUGAAUAACAUAAGGUUUAAGCUUUUUGAGCUACUUUUGCACUUCCAUAGGCUAUUUAAUGCUGCUUACCUAAUUUUUUGAGGCAAUAUUUUUUAACUUCAAUGUCACAUUUUAAACAGUGUUUGUGUCCACGGUGCAUUUUGUGUUUAUUUGCUAUUAUUUUGAUGCUACACUCCUACCUAUUGUUUAGUAGUACUCGUAGCGGUGCUUGUUAUAAAGAUGUUUUUCUAUUUUUCAAAUAAACAGAUCAGCUUGUUUAGUUUGUUUGAUUCUAUCACCAAAGGUGUUAUGAAUGAAUGGGGGGAAAAAAAUCAAAUAAAGCUUAUGCACAAUGAA